Molecule: messenger RNA, 1248 nt
Organism: Miscanthus lutarioriparius
Lineage: Eukaryota; Viridiplantae; Streptophyta; Magnoliopsida; Poales; Poaceae
Source: the annotation of a GenBank genome assembly
AUGGAUCGCGCCGAGCUCACCACCGAGCAGGUUCUCAAGCGAGAUAUUCCAUGGGAGCAUUACAUGUCAACUAAGCUUAUCUCCGGAACGUGCCUUCAGCUUUUAAGGCGAUAUGACCACAAACCAGAGAGUCAGCGAGCUCCUUUGCUUGAGGAGGAUGGGCCAGCGUAUGUCCGAGUUUUCCUGAAUAUCCUGCGGAGCAUCUCCAAGGAAGAGACUGUGGAAUACGUGCUUGCCCUCAUUGAUGAAAUGCUUGCAAGUUGUUGUGGAAAGGCAACUGGUUUGUACAAGAAAAAAGUUAUCUUACUUUACUUUGACUAUAGUGCACGACCAAAGCUUCAGAAUGGCACGCUUCCAAAUGGAGAUGCUUCAAAUUCAAAGAGCAAACUUACUUCAGCACAUGAUCUGAGGAAUCCUACACACCCGAGCUGCUCUAUUCCUACUUCUAUCCAUUGCCUCUCCACUUUGCUGAGAGAACCAUAUGUUAGGACAUUAUUUGUUCAAGCUGAUGGCAUCAAGCUGCUCAUUCCUUUGAUAUCCCCAGCUUCCACACAACAGUCAAUUCAGCUCCUUUAUGAAACUUGCCUCUGCAUCUGGCUUUUAUCCUUUUAUGAUGCUGCAGUUGAUUAUUUGUCCACCACAAGGGUUAUGCCAAGACUUGUAGAGGUUGUCAAGGGCUCUACUAAAGAGAAGGUGGUCAGAGUUGUUGUGUUGUCCUUCCGUAAUUUGCUGGCAAAGGGUACAUUUGCUGCCCAGAUGAUCGAUCUUGGAUUGCCACAAAUAGUACAAAACUUGAAAGCUCAAGCAUGGACUGAUGAGGAUCUGUUAGAGGCUCUGAAUCAAUUAGAGGUGGGACUCAAAGAAAACCUCAAGAAGUUGAGUUCCUUUGAUAAGUACAAACAGCAAGUUCUUCUUGGUCAUCUUGACUGGUCUCCAAUGCACAAAGAUCCAAGUUUCUGGCGUGAGAACAUUAACAAUUUUGAAGAAAAUGAUUUCCAGAUUCUACGAGUUCUCAUGACAAUCAUUGACACAUCAAGUGACACAACCGCUCUUGCCGUGGCCUGCUACGACCUCUCACAGUUCCUCCAGUACCAUCCAUCUGGCCGAAUCGUGGUGGCAGACCUCAAGGCCAAGGACCGAGUCAUGAAGCUCAUGAAUCAUGAGAACACUGAAGUGAGGAAAAAUGCGCUGCUCUGUGUGCAGAGGCUCUUCCUUGGCGCAAAGUAUGCCAGUUUCCUGCAGGCUUGA